This is a messenger RNA of Globicephala melas (long-finned pilot whale), 1351 nucleotides long. It is a transcript of the gene H2AX, whose product is annotated as H2A.X variant histone. Gene Ontology annotation, cellular component: chromatin; nucleosome. Gene Ontology annotation, molecular function: DNA binding; structural constituent of chromatin; protein heterodimerization activity. Gene Ontology annotation, biological process: heterochromatin formation; DNA damage response. NCBI's taxonomy places the organism in Eukaryota, Metazoa, Chordata, Mammalia, Artiodactyla, Delphinidae. The record is from RefSeq and is a predicted model, not a curated record.
GCGCGCGCGGCAGCAGUUGGACUGCGGCGGACGGCUGUGCCUUAGUCUCGUGAGCAGCCCUCCUCUCCCUUCCUCUACCUCGCGCAGCAUGUCGGGCCGCGGCAAGACAGGCGGUAAGGCCCGCGCCAAGGCCAAGUCGCGCUCGUCGCGAGCGGGCCUCCAGUUCCCCGUGGGCCGCGUGCACCGGCUGUUGCGGAAGGGACACUACGCCGAGCGGGUGGGCGCCGGCGCGCCGGUCUAUCUGGCGGCGGUGCUCGAGUACCUCACAGCCGAGAUCCUGGAGCUGGCGGGCAACGCGGCCCGCGACAACAAGAAGACGCGGAUCAUCCCCCGCCACCUGCAGCUGGCCAUCCGCAACGACGAGGAGCUCAACAAGCUGCUGGGCGGCGUGACGAUCGCCCAGGGAGGCGUCCUGCCCAACAUCCAGGCCGUACUGCUGCCCAAGAAGACCAGCGCCGCCGUGGGGCCGAAGGCGCCCGCGGGCGGCAAGAAGGCCACCCAGGCCUCGCAAGAGUACUGAGGGCGCCCGCGCCGCCGCCACCACCGCCGCCGCCUGGCCCCUCCCCUCGCCACCACAAAGGCCCUUUUAAGGGCCACCACAACGCUCACGGAAAGAGCUGGGCCGCGUCGGGCUCCCGGCCGGGCGGCAGCUCACUCGCCCCCUCCGCGGCCCCGCCGCCGCCGCGCGGCCUGCCCCUCCCCCGCGCGGCUCGCUCCAGCCGUGGCUCGGCGGAGGGCGGCCGUUUGAACGCCGCUCGGUGCCAGGAGCGAGCUCGUGACUCGGCCGGCCUGGCCCCCGAAUGCUGAUGGGCUGCGGGGAGGCCGCGGCACCUUCUAGAAGGCUGGGCCGGCCGCGCUGACGCAGGGCCGGGGCGCGUGGUGGGGAAGGUGAGUCGGUGCGGGCGGCCGCGCGCGCGCGCGUUCCCCACCAGCCCGGUGCUCCGGACGGGACUCGGUUGACGGCGGAGUCAGUCGGUCACUUCAUUUGUCCCGGGACGCCCUUUGCUGCCGGAUCCCGAGCCUUGCACGUCCGCGCUCCCUCCAUCUCCACUCGCAGGCCUGUGCGCGUCCCGGAAGACACACUUCGCGGCGUGAGCAUCUCCCGCGGUGUCGGGGUCUGCGGGAGUCCUGCCCCUGGACCCGCGCCCCUCCCGGCGGGUCCGCUCCGCAAGCCAAGCACCUAGAUACCAGCACUAGUCCGUUAAUCCCCAUCUGGACUGAGUCGCCGUUGGCCUCGGAACUGGAAUUUUGCAGCUAACCCAUCCAAGACAGUACUUUAGGUAUUGGGGAGUUUCAGAUGGACUAAUUUUGUUUAUUAAAGGAUUUUCUUUUUUAAACAGUGAGGUGUCUC